AUGACCAGAUCACGUAGAAGCUCAAUUGUUCAAGAUAUAGCUUCGAAAAAUCUCGGCUCUCAUGAAUUACCUGUUUACACGGACGAUUUGUUGCAAAUAUUGAAAAACAUAGAGCCUCAUUGGAAUCCAGAGCCUUUGCAAACUGCUAAUCAUGGAAUUGACGAUAAGUAUAAAGAGUAUUUCGAUUACUUGGAACAAUUGGACUCAAAAAAUGGUUAUUAUACAAAGUUACGGGAGAAAAGCUCCAAUAUCGCGGGAAAACUGAGUUUAAUUUUGGAAAAGUUUGAAGUUAUUUCUGCUGACACCGAAGCAUUCCAACUAUCCACUGAUCCUCUUGCAAAGAAACUACUGGACUCAGAAGACACCUAUACUCAAAUACAGAACGAAUUACAGUAUUUCCAAAAUCUUGAUCCGAUAUCGAGAAAACUCAAUCAUUAUUCGUCGCCAAACAUUGUGUUAAGGGAUUCCUUCAAACAAAAUUUCGUGAAGAUAGACGAAUCUUUGAAAUUUUUGGAAGAACACUCGGAUUAUCUGGAAGCUGAUUCAUACCGUAUCAGAUUUAAGCAGUGUUUAAUCCGUGCCUGCUCUUUAGUCUCCGAUUACUUGAAUAAUCAAAUCAAAGCGAUAAAUACCGAUAUUACAUUAAGGCUGAAUGCAGGAGGUACACAAUUGGCUGCAAACUCACAAGACGCGUUAUUGUAUAAUAAAUUCGCAACAGUGGCACCUACAUACAUACAGCUAAUCGGGACAAUAAGCGAACAUGCGCGAUAUGAUGAGAUAGAAUCAGUACUUAAGGAUUGUGUCUCAACGUACUUCAAUUCUCGUGCAAGGCUUUUAAAGAAUUCCAUCUGGCUUCAAUUAAACCAAACCAUAGUUCGCUCCAAUCAAACUGUGAAAUUUAUCCAAGACAAUUUAUUGUACUUUGAAAACCUGGCACAUAGAGAAUUCAAUCUAUUUUCUCAAUUCUACCCUAUUAACGAAGACAUCGAAACUAGUUUCAACGAAUGGUGCAUGGAGCUAUUUGAACCUCUCUAUGAUUGUGUUAGAACUAGGAUACUUAGAGAAACAUCAAUUUCCACUAUUUGUGAUUCGAUUACUCUUUUGAAUAAAUACUACCAAAUGGAAGAGACUUCACCAGAAUAUAAGCUUCAAUUCCAACAUAUCAAAAUUGAUAUGCUAUUCAAACCUAUUCUCAAGGAAUGUCAAUCAAGGCUAAUCUUUAGAUCUCAAAUAUAUGUGGAAGAGAACAUCAACAGUUAUAAACCUAAAGUAGAUUCGUUUAUCAUACGCCAUAGAAAAACACCAAAAGAGGCUAAGAACAAAGCUAACGAUUUAGAUGAGAUAUCAACUUCAUUCUUCCAAUUAGAUGAGUUCAAUUCUGCAUAUCCUCCGCUAGUGUAUGGAAUUGCCUUACUAUCUAAGAUAUACCAAAUGGUUAACUCUACUGUGUUUGAUGAUAUUGCACACACGAUUGUUCAUGACUGUAUCAUGUCCUUGAAGAAAGCCUUCCAGCUGGUUUCUACAAACGCAACUAUUAACUUGUUAGAUACACAAUUGUCGUUACUGAAGAACUUGCUCCUAUUGCGUGACCAAAUUCAAAAUUUUGAUAUUCAAUACAUUUCCAAAGAAACUUACCUAGACUUUUCGGGUCUGCUAAAAGGUAUCAAUGAUAUCAGAAGGCGCACGAUAUCAGUGUUCCAGAUGGGUUUUGAUACUGUGCCCAAAAUAAUAAACAACAUGGUGGACGCCAGAUCUGAGUUAAUUGCAGAACUGCGGAAUACAAUCAACGGUAUCACAAAGACUGCUGCAGAUCAGAUUACCAAAGAUUACUUGUCAAUAUCAGAAACUGGGGACAAGUUAUUGGAACAAAACAUGGAGGUCAGGAAAUCAAUAGAAAUUAACUUGGUAUCCAUAUUUGAUCAAAUCAGCAACUUCAUCACCAACGAUGAAGUCAAAUCACAUUUAGUUGAUGCCAUACAACAAGAAGUUGUCUCAAGGUAUGCAAGCUACUAUGAAACUUUAGCAGACUCUGCGAAAAUAGACUCUCAAAAACUCUCAGAAAUAAUGUACAUUGAUGUUUUCCAAAAUUUCAUCAAUAAUGAGACAGCUAAACUCCUAGCUAAACCAUAA
This is a messenger RNA of Kluyveromyces lactis, 2130 nucleotides long. RefSeq names its product Golgi transport complex subunit COG3 (gene COG3). The transcript has a single exon. Gene Ontology annotation, cellular component: COG complex; membrane; cis-Golgi network. The record is from RefSeq and is a predicted model, not a curated record. Lineage: Eukaryota; Fungi; Ascomycota; Saccharomycetes; Saccharomycetales; Saccharomycetaceae. Gene Ontology annotation, biological process: intra-Golgi vesicle-mediated transport; cytoplasm to vacuole targeting by the Cvt pathway; autophagy. Bases 1 to 2130 code for a protein of 709 amino acids.